Messenger RNA from Manacus vitellinus (golden-collared manakin), 4207 nucleotides. RefSeq names its product adrenoceptor alpha 1D (gene ADRA1D). Bases 67 to 1602 code for a protein of 511 amino acids. Gene Ontology annotation, biological process: positive regulation of cytosolic calcium ion concentration; phospholipase C-activating G protein-coupled receptor signaling pathway; cell-cell signaling. The transcript is spliced from 2 exons. Gene Ontology annotation, cellular component: membrane. Gene Ontology annotation, molecular function: alpha1-adrenergic receptor activity. NCBI's taxonomy places the organism in Eukaryota, Metazoa, Chordata, Aves, Passeriformes, Pipridae. The record is from RefSeq and is a predicted model, not a curated record.
GCCGGGGGAGCUGCGCCUCGGCACCGCUUUCUCCUCGCCCUCCAUGGAGCCCGCACUUUCUCUACAAUGACUUUCCCCGAGCUGAGCAAUGGCAGCUUGAGCGGGAACCGGACGGGACAGGGCAGCCAGAGCGGUGCCAACCGGUCCUGGGGGCUGCAGGGUGAGGAGAGCCCCGACGGCAACGGCACCACGCUGACUUUCGCCUUGGACGUGCAGGCGGUGGGCGUCGGGGUCUUCCUGGCCGUGUUCAUCCUCUCGGCCAUCGUGGGGAACAUCCUGGUCAUCCUGUCGGUGGCUUGCAACCGGCACCUGCAGACGGUCACCAACUACUUCAUCGUCAACCUGGCCAUCGCCGACCUGCUGCUCAGCACCACCGUGCUGCCCUUCUCGGCCACCCUGGAGGUGUUGGGCUUCUGGGUGUUCGGGCGCAUCUUCUGCAACAUCUGGGCAGCGGUGGACGUGCUGUGCUGCUCUGCCUCCAUCAUGAGCCUGUGCAUCAUCUCCGUGGACAGGUACAUCGGCGUCAAGUACUCCCUCAAGUACCCCACGAUCAUGACCGAGAGGAAGGCGGGGGUCAUCCUCGUGGUGGUCUGGCUCUCCUCCAUGGUCAUCUCCAUCGGGCCCCUGCUGGGGUGGAAGGAGCCGCCGCCGCAGGAUGAGAGCAUCUGCAGCAUCACAGAGGAGCCGGGCUAUGCCCUGUUCUCCUCCCUCUUCUCCUUCUACUUGCCCCUCAUGGUCAUCCUGGUGAUGUACUUCAGGAUCUACGUGGUGGCCAGGCGGACCACCCGGAGCUUGGAGGCAGGGGUCAAGAAGGAGAGGAAUAAAUCCAUGGAGGUGGUUCUGCGCAUCCACUGCCGCAGCGUCCUGGAGGAGCCUCUCUCCAGCACCCGGAGCAAGGGGCACAACUUCAGGAGCUCCCUCUCCGUGCGGCUCCUCAAGUUCUCCCGUGAGAAAAAGGCAGCCAAGACUCUCGCCAUCGUCGUGGGUGUUUUCAUCCUCUGCUGGUUCCCCUUCUUCUUCAUCCUGCCUUUUGGUUCUUUCUUCCCGUCUCUGAAGCCCUCCGAAAUUGUCUUCAAGAUCAUCUUCUGGCUGGGGUACUUCAACAGCUGCGUGAACCCCAUCAUCUACCCCUGCUCCAGCAAGGAGUUCAAGCGCGCGUUCAUCCGGCUGCUCAAGUGCCAGUGCCACCGCAGGAGACGGCCCAUCUGGAGAGUCUACGACCACCACUGGAGAGGGGCCUCUGCCAACAGCUCGGUGCAGGACUCUGAGACAGACCUGAGGCCCAGGAUUAACACCCUGAACAGCUCCUUCAUAUUUAACUCCUCCUUCCAGGAGAGAGCCAGUAAGAGGCGAACGCUCAGCUUCAAGGGCUGGAAGAUGCUCACUCCUUUCCAGAAACCAGCGUCCACCCAGCUGAAGGAGAAGAUGAACAGCCUUUCUAACAAAAUCCGGGGUGGCUCCAGCAAAGGGGGGGUGACAGCCACCUACAAAACAGAGGUGGAGUCUGUCUCUAUUGGGAUCCCUCACGAUUUCACGGAAACCAUUGACUAUCAAACUCAUGACUUAACAGACUGCUGUGGGCUGAGAGAAACAGAUAUUUGAACCCUCUGGAACAGCUGUCGAUGGUUUCUUUAGAGGUAUCCAGCAGAAAUGUGGAGGGAUACCACCUGUGGGUCUGUCAGGCAGACUGGAAGCAGCAAUCAGGUAUAAAAUGCAGUUGCCCAAAGGUUAUCCAAAAAUCCCCCACGUGGCGCUCAGCCCCUUCUGUGGGAUUAUGGGUUCCUCAAAUAAGAGCCAAUGGCAUAUCCCAUUUUAGCAAGCCUCAGCAGGAGGGGAAGAUGUGGGGUGGAUAUGGCCUUAGGAGAAGAACUGUCUCCCUCCAGGGGAUGGUUGUCUUUGACUUUGGAAGAAGCUGUGCAAUUAAGGGAAACCAGGAUGUCUCCUUUGCCUUAAAAACACCACCGUGAAAUCUGAUGGAAAGAUCAAACCCCAAAAGAUGCCAACCCUGCCUUAGUACAUGUGAUCAUGUUUCCAUCCAGGAAGGACACUGCCAAGCAGCAGCUUGCAGCUGACCCUUUAGAUGAUGGGUUGGGAGCUUGUAGGUCUGCAGGGCUGGACAGGACCUCCAGCCAAGCCCUUGGCUCUGGAGGUUGAGCAGACUGGGGUAUUUCCAAGCAGGGUGGGGGGAUCCUGGCUCUCAGCCAUCAUCUCUGCAGUGACCACAGCUUUGCCCCUUCCACAUAACCUGGUUUUAGGCUGGAGGAGGAGACCAGAUGUCUACACAGGGUGUGCAGGUCUCUCUCCUCUAAUUCCAGCCUGUGAAGCAUUUCCCAUUUCACUUUCCAGUGAAACACUUGCAAUCCACCUUGCUUUAGUGCUCAUCCAUCUGUGAUACAGAGAGUAACCGGCUCCUUUUGGUGUCAGUCAUCCCCAACCUUUUCUGUCCCCUUCUUGCUCUAGUUGUUUCUCUGAAAAAAACACGGGAUAAAAAUACAUCCCGGGGUAUUCACUCAGGACGAGAGGAAAUGGCCUCAAGGUGUGCCAGGGGAAGUUUAGGUUGGAUAUUAGGAAAAAUUUCUUCGCUGAAAGGGUGGUCAGGCAUUGGAACAGAGAAGUGGUGGAGUCACCCCCCCUGGAAGUGUCCAAAUAUGUGUGGAUGUGGCACCUGGUGACAUGUGCCAUGUAGUGAACAUGGUUAGUGGUUGGACUCGAUGAUCCAAGAGGUCUUCUCCAACCAUAAUGAUUCUGUGAUGCAAGUCCUCAACCAUCCUGCUCUGUGGCUCAGGAAAGGUGGGAUGGCUGAGUUUGGAAGUUUGCAUUUCCACUGCCCAUUGAGUCAAAGCUAAAAUGGAACUGAUGUGCAGAUGGAUCUCCUCCCCAGUCAGGGUCACGCUCCUGACUCUUCUCCCAAGGGACUUCCCAAAAACCUGAUACAUCAAACCUUUGGUUUUGCCUUGGGUGUGUCCGCUAACGUGGUCAAAAGCAACGACAGUAAGGGUUGGUUUUCCCUGCUCACAGCCCCAGAGUGUGAGCACCCCUCAGGAGGGCACCACGGUCUCCUCCGGGAAACUCAGGGAGUUGGGGCCAUGACAGGCCCACCUCGGCCAGGUGACUCAGAAAGUGGUCACCCAAACUCUACUUGGCCCUGUGUUGCAGGCACUGGUUUCAAAAUUCAGGCUGGUUUUAUCAAACUUCAGAUGACGAUCAUCAGGUUAAGGCGUGGGCAGGAGACACGUAGGUGAUGGAGGUGAAGUCUGGAUCUGAGCUGCAGCAGCUCAAGCCAGGUGACUAAAGAACAGGAAUGUGAAGUCAGAAGGUGGAAACAUGGCAAUGAAUGUGUUCCUGGGUGGAAGCUCAUCCACAUCAGCACUGUCCCCCCAACCCAUGAGGAGUCUUUCAUGAAUGUGCCUACAGCACAUGCAGCUGAUCAAGGGUGGCUGCCAAAGGAAGAUGAAAGGCUCCUCGGCACAUUAGAGAGAAUGUCACCUUUCUUUCUGCUGUUUAUUUGCUUCAAAGUAAAACAAAAGAGAGAGAAAGCUGGAGUUUUUUAUUUUUUAGUCUUUUGAGCAGUGCAUAUUGAGACAAGGUAUCUGGAGCUGGCCCCAUCUCAACAACCCUUAGUACCCUUUACUUGAUGCAGGACUCCAAACUGGACCAAUUAUUGCACAAAUAUCAGGAGAUUUUGUCCAAAUAUUUUCCUCCCAGCAGCAAACCCCACCAAGGCACAUGGAGCAGCAUUGCAUUUACACUGAACUCAGACUCAUCAUGUUCUCCAGCAUCUGCAAAACCACCCAGAGGUUCCAGCUGGGGAGGUUCAACCCCACAAAAGCAGGGACCCAACACCCCGUGGGAAUUUUUGUGGGGAAAUACAUCUUUUUUUUCCCCCUAUAUCUUUGGCUUUUCGGGGAAGUGAGACCCUGCAGUGAUGAUGGGGUGACAUGAAAAGUCAUUUUGCAUUGUAAGGACUGCAGGUGCCACUGGUUUCCAGGGAGCUUUGGAGAUCUUGAUGGGAGGCACUGGAGAUGUAGCAAAGAAGGGACCAGGGAGGGGGCAGUCCAUGAGUGCAUCCAUGACCAGAGAGAUACAUGUACACACUUUACUGUAUUUAUAUACAUGGAUCAUCUCCAAAAUACAAGGCAUUCUCCUACAAAGGGGCCAACAUCCUCCUAUAAAUGAAGAUUCAGUAAAUGUUGGCAAGCAUUCCCAU